Molecule: messenger RNA, 690 nt
Organism: Didymosphaeria variabile
Lineage: Eukaryota; Fungi; Ascomycota; Dothideomycetes; Pleosporales; Didymosphaeriaceae
Exons: 2
Coding region: 1-690 (229 amino acids)
Molecular function (GO): acyltransferase activity, transferring groups other than amino-acyl groups
Source: RefSeq, a predicted model, not a curated record
AUGCCGCCCUCCGACAAGGUUCACAUUGCGCCAAUAGAAGAUGCAGAUCUCCCAGGAACCUUCAAAAUGAUGUCGCUAAGCUUCGGCUCCGAUGCGCCGUUCAUCAAUGCCUACUUUCUCGCCCACGACACGCCAGCCGGCCAAGCUCAGGGCGCGGAACGACUACUAGCGUGGAAGCAGAGUUCUCCAGACUCCCAAUUCCUGAAAGCUGUAUCGACACGAGGUGGCGAAGAGAUCGUUAUCGGAAUCGGGAUCUGGACUUACAUGGUCGAACAGCCACCGCAGACGCUGGAGGAUGCAGAGGGCGAAGAAGAUGUGAGAAAGUAUUGGCCGAGGGAAGAGGAGAGGGAGUGGAUGAAGGCGCUGUGGAGGGAGUAUGUAAAGCCGAGGACGAGGGCUGUGGUGGGGUCGAAGGGGAAAGGUGUCUGUGUUCUGGAACUACUGGCUGUGCAUCCUGAGUAUAGGCGGCUCGGUGCGGGAGCUGCACUUGUGAAUGCGGGAUUAUCCGCUGCGGAUGACAAGGGUGUCGGCGCGGUCAUUGAGAGUACGGAUGCGGGGAGGCAGUUGUACGAGAAGUGUGGGCUGAAGUGCGAGAUCGAGAAGAUGAAUUUCGAUGUUGGAGAGGGUUUCAGCGGGAAGAAGACGCCUAAAUUGUGUUUCAUGGUAAAGGGAGCGAGUGGAGCCUCUUGA